GGUGCCGCGUGCGUAGCGGAAGUGAAGAUGGCUGCUGCGAGGAACGGAAAGAGUGGACUCCUGGAGAAAUGGAGAAUCGAUGAGAAGCCGGUGAAAAUCGAUAAAUGGGACGGAGCCGCGGUGAAGAACUCUCUGGACGACGCUGCCAAGAAGGUGCUGCUGGAGAAGUACGGUUACGUGGAAAACUUUGGGCUGGUGGACGGUCGCCUGCUGAUCUGCACCAUUUCCUGUCUGUUUGCCAUGCUGGCGCUGGUCUGGGACUACCUGCACCCGUUCCCCGAGUCCAGACCCGUCCUCGCCUGCUGCGUCAUCUCAUAUCCUUCCACAUAGGGGACACAGGAAGUC
Molecule: messenger RNA, 345 nt
Organism: Plectropomus leopardus (leopard coralgrouper)
Lineage: Eukaryota; Metazoa; Chordata; Actinopteri; Perciformes; Serranidae
Source: RefSeq, a predicted model, not a curated record